Messenger RNA from Leptosia nina, 2505 nucleotides. The record is from the annotation of a GenBank genome assembly. NCBI's taxonomy places the organism in Eukaryota, Metazoa, Arthropoda, Insecta, Lepidoptera, Pieridae.
AUGCCGAAAAUCUUUCUCAUUAAAAAGCGGCUGCACGAGCAGCAGCUCGGGUUGCAAGAAGGCCAGGAGUUGCUCGCGAGCAAAGCGGACUCCUUGUGCCCCGGCUCUCCCCUCGACGAUGGACCUAUUCCACUUCUCUCCAAAAGGGACAAGGAAUGCAUCGAUCGAGAUGUGUUUGGAGAACACACAGGAAACAAAGCGUCACACGAGCGGCGUACUAAGGAACCGAGGAGAUUCAUUUCGUCGAUUCUUGGAGGUGAAAUUCCCUAUGGCAGUCACAGGGGUCAUGUCCUAACCCAAGCAGAAAGAAAACAAUAUUUACCGGUCGCAGUUGAUAGCAAAAAAGUUGAAGAUAAACCGUUAAUAAAGGAGGAAAAGGAUGUUUUGAAAAAUGAGCCGGUGGUCCUCCCAUCCCGGAAUUCGCCGUCACCAGAUGAUGCGCCAUCUCCCGAUAACAAUGUUACAUGUCAAAAGGUAUCAGUGAUACAAAGAACUCCUUCACAAUCGCAAUUUCAAAAUAAUAAAAAGGAGUUGUCUGACGUACGCCUCCCCGUUACAUUACCUUCCUCAGAACCGGAACAAGACCAGCCAAUCGAUUAUGCAAUUGCAAAAAAGAGAGGUGAGACUGAAGACGAGGAAACUGAAAAGAAAAUAAGAGAACAGAGACGUACUAGCAGUUCUAAAAUAGCGAAUAGCAUCAUCGCUAGGCCAGUUUUAGUACUAAGAAACUGUCCCGGUAAUAAGCUGCCGGGAAUAAUCAGUGCCGCUGCGGGUCACGGUCGUUCGACAAAUGGGAAUAGCUCAAAUUCUGGAUCACAAAAUACAAGUGGUACAGGAAACUUUAGUUCAGGCGGUGGUAGUGCAGCACCUUCUUCAGGAGGUGGCGGUGGUGCGUUAGGUGGUGGCUCUGGAAGUGGUGGAAAUGGUCGUGACGGUAGAUCUAAUUAUGGACCGAACAGCCCACCUACCGGAAGCCUUCCACCUUUUUACGAAACACUGGGUCCUAACAGUAAAGGAGGCCAGAACUCUUUCAACGCUAACAGUAACUUUACAAACGAAUUUAAUAUGAUAAACGGAUUUAACAUGGACUGUGAGAAUACAGAAAAUGCGAACACAAACUUCCCUGAACAGAGCAAACAAUAUUCUUUAAUGCAAAAUGCACAUUACGGAAUAGCAUUAAAAGACGAGGAAAUCGAUUAUGAUAGAAUUGAAAAUAAAUUAGAAAACCUCGGCUCAAUGGGUAAUUACAGUAACAACUUUGAUGAUUCAAUGGUAGUUGACAUGGGUGAAGAUGUUAUUGAUAACAAUCAGUUCUACACAACUUUAACGUUUCCACCUAAUGAUGGAAUACUAAGCAACCUUUCCGAAUCUACUGAAGACUUCGUCAGUCUAUUAAACAAUCACGUGGAACAAAUAACAGAUUCAGAAAUCCGAGAAUCAUCAUCAAUAACUCCAGAUUCAGUUCAUAAUGGAGUAGAUAUUGAGUCUUUGGCUGAACAAGUUAACCUAAGCAGACAGUAUUAUGAAAAAGCGAAUUAUAUCGCUUUCGCAAAUCAAGAACAGGGAUCCUCCUACGGUUUUCCUAAAGAACGGCCCGAUUUAUUAAUGCAACUUAAUCCCGCCCUCUUGCCCCACAACGAAGGGCAAAUGCAGCAACUACAGAUUCACGUUCAACUUCAACAAAGACAACAAAUCCUAUCUCCUGGUUUCCCCUUCACUAGUCAUUCUUUGGAUUUGGAUUCUCCAACCGGUGUCUCUCUUCCAUCGCCCGGCGGCAACAGCUCUUUGGACGGCAACAAUCACAUCGAGAACUCAUCGUUAAGUCCCGCUGCUGCUGUAAGUCUGAAGAAAGGCUCUCUCACCGAUAGCAAAAUGCAAAUUUUGCAACAAAGGUUGGGCCUUCCAGCGGAGUUGCCUUUGGAGUUUAUUAAUGGCGGACACGGUGUUAAGAACCCUCUUGCCACUGAAGCGAACGCCCGACAGCGGGAGGAAGAAAAGAAUAAACAAGUAUUAGUGAGCGAAGACGAUCCAACGAAAUUUGUGUGCAGAGUGUGUUCGAAGAGUUUCACUUUACAGAGGCUUUUAAAUAGACAUAUGAAGUGUCACUCGGAUGUGAAACGAUAUCUUUGCACAUUCUGCGGUAAAGGUUUCAAUGACACAUUCGACUUGAAGAGACACACGAGGACACAUACCGGAGUGCGACCUUACAAGUGCAAUUUGUGCGAAAAAUCUUUCACCCAAAGAUGCUCAUUAGAAUCCCACUGUCUGAAAGUUCACGGCGUUCAGCACACAUACGCUUACAAAGAAAGGAGGACUAAGAUGUAUGUAUGCGAAGAGUGCGGCCACACGACUUCCGAGCCUGAAGAGCAUUACAUGCACCUCAAGAAACAACACCCGUAUUCGCCAGCACUCCUUAAAUUCUACGACAAACGACACUUCAAAUUCACAAACGCAACAUUUGCAAAUCAGCUUCUAGGACAAUUACCAAUGCCAGUUCACAACUAA